AUGCCCUCGGGAGUGGCGGAACCCGCGGCGGUGGAGGAGGUGAGGGGAAUGCGCACGUGCUCCGCGGGUGACGGGGAGCGAUGGUGCGCGCCAACGUUAGCGGAAGACGCGAAUGGCGCAGCGAGCGCGGGAUUGACGAGCGGAGAGCGGUUUGGGUUGCCGGAGGAGUUGAGAAACAGAUACGUGCUGCUGCGACACGGGCGGAGCCUGGCCAAUGAGAGAGGACUGAUCGUCAGCAGCCUGGUGAGGCGCGCCCUGCGCGCCGCGCCGUCCUUCCGCCCUCCUUUCCCCCAGCUGUGCCCGUCUGUGCCUCCUACUACCCACCUGCCGCCUCCUGAAGCACUGCCGCCUUUCCCCCUCGUCACCUGCGAAACCCUAUUCCCCCGCUGGACCCCCCUCUGGCUGCUGGAGCAGCGCGGAGUGGCGGGGAGGGACGUGGUGGUGAUGGCGUCACCCUUCAGCCGCACGCAGCAGACAGCCGCUCUGUCAGCGGCGGAGCUGGGCAUCGACGUGCUCGGCACGCGCUUCCAGACAGCGGAGGAGCUGAGGGAGCGCUACUUCGGGCACCACCUGGAGCUCAACUCCCAUGACCUCUAUCCAGCAGUGUGGGUGGACGACAAGAAGGACGCCGCAUUCCGCCCAGGUGGCGAUGGGGAGAGUGUGCUAGCUGUGGCGCAAAGAACGGCGCGUCUCAUUCAACACAUUGAAGAGGCGGUGGACGGGUGA
This is a messenger RNA of Closterium sp. Naga37s-1, 726 nucleotides long. Lineage: Eukaryota; Viridiplantae; Streptophyta; Zygnematophyceae; Desmidiales; Closteriaceae. The record is from the annotation of a GenBank genome assembly.